This is a messenger RNA of Epinephelus moara (kelp grouper), 1371 nucleotides long. RefSeq names its product protein naked cuticle homolog 2. The transcript has 10 exons. NCBI's taxonomy places the organism in Eukaryota, Metazoa, Chordata, Actinopteri, Perciformes, Serranidae. The record is from RefSeq and is a predicted model, not a curated record. Gene Ontology annotation, molecular function: calcium ion binding. Gene Ontology annotation, biological process: negative regulation of Wnt signaling pathway. Bases 120 to 1220 code for a protein of 366 amino acids. Gene Ontology annotation, cellular component: cytoplasm.
CUGUGUGCGAAUAUCUGCGAUACACUGCCGGUGCUCUUCUCUUAUAAAUGUCAUAUCUAUCUUCACCCUCAUGGACUGGAAAUUAUAAACUUUUCUUGACCAGCUGAACAGGCAGGAGUAUGGGCAAAUUCCAGUCCAAACUUGCUUCGAGGCGUAGACAGAGUCCUGAAGGUGGUAGUUUGGCUUCCAAUGUGCUGACCUGUCAGAGAGAGCUGGAGAGCAUCCACAAAACCAAACUGACAGAGAACUUGUACGUAGAAUUGAGGACGAACAAGUCUAACCGUAACUGCAACCUCCAUGUGCCUCUUCCACAAAAGAAGACACCUGAUGGAGGUAACAGCGUCCACUUCCAGGUCCAUAAACAGACAAAGACGAACAGCCGUGCUGGUGUCACAGAGUGUAACGCGCUGCCUGACGAGGACACGCAGCAGGAGUGGGUCUUCACACUGUACAACUUUGACAACAGUGGCAAAGUCACCAAAGACGACAUGUCCAGUCUGAUACACUCCAUGUAUGAGGUCCUUGAGGGGUCAAUAAAGCAGCCGUACGGUGACACCACACCCCUGAAGAUAAAACUAGUUGUAACUCCGUCAGCUGACCCAGAGAAGCUCUCAGAAAUAGCGGCAGAGAAGGAGCAGAGUGUGUCUCAGGAGGGAGGAACCUCAGUAAGACGACUUUAUUGCGUGGAUGAAAACAUAGAGCGCAGAAACCACUACCUGGAUCUAGCUGGCAUUGAAAACUAUACCUCCAAGUUUGACAAUACAGAAUCUCCCUCUCAGGAGCCCAGUCAGGGUGGUCACUCUGCUCUUAAGCACCACCCUGUGGUGAUCAGAGAGAACUGCGUGUCCCCUGACUCUCCCAGAGGCCUCUCGAUCCCCCAUUCCCUGAAAAGCAAGGCCAUGUCAGUGGGGAGAGACAGGAAUGGAGUAGAGGGAAAGUCCUGCAGGUUACAUGGUCACCAUCCUGCUUCAUGGUGCAAUCCUUCGCAGUCUCAGCCUGCUGCACACGGCGUCCCCCUGCAACGUGCUCACAGCAAGAGGCUCCGCUCCAGGGUACAAGCUGCUGCCUCGCCACUGAGACCCACACCAGGGGGAGAUAGGGACAUAUAUUCCAACCUUCAGCCAUCCUGUAGGGCCCUGGCCUCUCCAGCCCGGAGACAUGAGCACCAUCACCACCAUGAGCACCAUCAUCAUCAUCACCAUCACUACCACCCUUCGUAAAAGCAUUUUAAGCACAUAUAAGACAGCUCUUGUGAGGAGUGUGUAAGGCCUCACAAUGGGGUGUCGUGAAUAGUGACAAGUUUCCGCAUGGCAUUCAGAUGUUGUUCUUACUUAUCUCUCUGGCGAAAGUUGCAAAUAGACACUGUGCCCG